AUGUUUCGAGUUUGCCACACUUCCAUGCGCAUGGGGUCGUUCAAGUCGACCAAGGCAUGCGGAUCGCCCUUUGUCAAGGAGCUGGCUCCGUCGAGCAAACGCAUUCAACAACUGAUGGAUGACCAGGAAAAUGCGUACGUGCAAGUGAUCGCCCCGGAGCCUGAGUCGCGCGGACCGGCUCCACGGCUCCAUCGCAGCCACAUCGUGCGCGAUCGAUACUUUGCCGCCGCUGCCGCUACCAUGUCCAAGACAACCCACAACCCACCCAAGAGCAACCAGCGUCGGCGCGAUUCCUUCAAGCGGGGUGCCGAAUCGUCCGCCUCGCUAACGCCUCCAAGGCCCUCGUCGGCCGUGGCCAAGCCAUCGAAACAAUCGUCGUUUGAACACCAUCGGCUGUAUCACUUCUACAACCGCCAAGUGUUUGCGUUGGGAGGUGAAGCGAGCGACCAGCCAGGCUCGAACGCGAGCCUGCAGUACCAGCUCAGCAGCGCUACGGAUGGAAAUGUUGAUGGCGCCCGCGUCGACUCCAACUCGGACGAAGAUGACGUGUUCGACACGGCAUCUGCCGACGACGACGGCUUUGACGAGAGAGUUUUAGAUUCCAAUCCACCGACGGACGACUUGUACGACCAGUGCUUUGACGUGGACUGGGCUGCCAGCCAUAUCGAGAAAGUUGUCAAGGAUGGCGUCGAGUGCCGUCGCAUUUACGCAGCCAUAAAGCCGCAUUACCGCAUCCUCGUGGGUUUGUUUCGGCAGUUUGCCACCUGCGCUCCGACGGCCACGGAGCCGCUUCGAUUGACGGCCAAGGUGAAGCUGCUCGAGGGACUCAACGUCGUGGUCCCCGACCCCAGUCGCCACGGAAUAAACGACCAACCGAUUCCUCGCCACAGCUUCGUGUCGUUCCUGGUUCACGUCGCUCAAGUAUACCUCAAGCGCGAAGAGCUCGUCGGGAUGCUCAAGCGUCUAGCCCGAGAAGGGCUCGAUGCGUCGGCCGCCUUCCAUCACCUCUUGCAUGACAAUAUCCUGCCGUAUGCGGCCAUCCAAGACGGCGCGCAUUUUCGCCGCCUCUUCCACGACCACGCGGCCAUCCAGUGCCUUCACUUCAAGUACAUUCAGGCAACGACCAAAGUGUUUCAAGCGCAUGCGACGCUCGCGACCAGCGACCCCCUGUCGAGUUCCGGGGCACGCGAUCCCCCAAGCAACGUUCGCUUUCUCAAACUUGCCGGCUUCCUCGCGAUACUGUCUCAAUUGCAUCAAAUGGACGCCAAAUUGGACGACGCCAAAGCGACGCAAAUUUUCGUGUCGUGCUUGCCCGUUUGGCCCGACGAGUUUGCGACGGCUGCGCAGGAACUCACGUUUGGUGGGUUUCAAGAAGCACUCACCAAGGUCGCGUACACGGCAUGCGCGCUAGCUCUGUGCAAUGGGAACGACGACGUUUGCCCUGGACGACCCAACUCGGAGCGAUGCACUUGCCCCGCAAAUGCCACCGAGGAUGGCGAGCGCUACUCGAUCCACGUUCUUGCCGACAAGCUACAAGCGAUGCUGACGAAAUGCGGGGCUCCCGUCACCCGGCGGGCAAGGCGGCAAUCCGUUAAGCCAGACUCACUUGCCAAGUUCGUCCAUGCUUCGUCAAGUUAA
This is a messenger RNA of Aphanomyces invadans, 1638 nucleotides long. RefSeq lists its product as hypothetical. The coding region runs from base 1 to 1638 and encodes 545 amino acids. NCBI's taxonomy places the organism in Eukaryota, Oomycota, Saprolegniomycetes, Saprolegniales, Verrucalvaceae. The transcript is spliced from 6 exons. The record is from RefSeq and is a predicted model, not a curated record.